AUGCUGAGCGCUGACAGGAUGGAGGAGUUUCCAAGUGAGGAAGAGGAGCCCUGGUACGACCAGCAGGACCUGGAGCAGGACCUGCACUUGGCAGCCGAACUGGGGAAGACAUUGCUGGAGCGUAAUAAAGAGCUAGAGGAUUCGCUGCAACAGAUGUACGCAACCAAUGAGGAGCAAGUGCAGGAGAUAGAGUACCUCACGAAACAGCUGGAGAUGUUGCGCCAGAUGAACGAACAGCACGCUAAGGUCUAUGAGCAGCUGGACCUCACAGCACGGGACCUGGAGCUGGCUAAUCAGAAGCUUGUGCUGGAGAGCAAGACAUCCCAGCAGAAGAUACAAUGCCUGACAGAGACCAUCGAGGGGCUGCAGAACCAAGUGGAGGAGCUGCAGAAGCAGGUGGAGGAGCUGCGGAGCUUAGAACAGCUGCGCAUACGGCGGGAGAAAAGGGAGCGGCGCCGAACCAUUCAUACCUUCCCCUGCCUCAAGGAGCUGUGCUUGAGCCCCAGGUAUCACCAUGAAGCCAGGAGAGGGAAAGGCAGGUAUGAAGAUGCGUUCCAGGUCCACAGCUCUUCAAUGGAGCUCAACCAAAACCCUAUGGAGAGGGAGAAUGAGCGUCUCCAGGCCAUGGUGAAUUCCCUUAGGUCCCAAGUCAACCAGGAGAAGCAGCGGAAGGAAAGGGUGGAGCGCGAAUACACUGCCGUCAUCCAGGAGUACUCAGACCUCGAGCAACGGGUGUGCGAGAUGGAAAGCUGCAAACUGCGCAUCAAGGAGUUGGAGGCUGAGCUCCUGGAGCUACAGCAGAUGAAACAAGUCAAGAAGUAUCUUCUUAGCAGAGAAGACAACCUGUCUGAAGCACUUCUGGAGCCAUUAAACAAUGCCCCUGAAGCAGAUUACAUCGACCUCUCAGAGGAAGACGGGAGUAAAACUCACAGUGCAUCCAUGACAGCGUCCCCAAAUCACCCCGUCCGGAAAAGCUGCAGCGACACCGCCCUCAAUGCCAUCGUGGCCAAGGACGCUGUGAGCCGGCACGAAGGCAACUACACACUGCACGCCAACAACGUGCGCAAGCGGGGCAUGUCAAUCCUGAGGGAGGUGGACGAGCAGUACCACGCCCUGCUGGAGAAGUACGAAGAGCUCCUCAGCAAAUGUCGGCAGCACAAGGACAGCGUGCGCCACACCGGAGUCCAGACCUCCCGCCCUAUCUCUCGUGACAGCUCCUUCAGGGACUUCAGGGGAGAGGGUCACGAGCUGGAAGAGCGGAAGACAAUAGAGAAGAGCCUUAGCAAACACGUGGAGGCUGUGGACAAGCGGCUGGAGCAGAGUCAGCCAGAGUACAAGGCCCUUUUCAAGGAGAUCUUCUCACGCAUCCAGAAGACGAAAGCCGACAUCAAUGCCACCAAGGUGAAAAACAAGUCUAGCAAAUGAAUCCCACCGCCAUGGUGUUUCUUUUGCUCCCACAUGCAACCUCAACAACCAGCUCUUCUCUUUUGCUCCACGAAAUAUUGAGCAGCCCUGCUGCCUGGAGGCCUCUCACUUUGUUUUCUUGUAUAGGAAGGGGGCCUACAUGGCUCAAGGGCAAGAAAGUGCCAUGAAGACUCAAGUCACUUUUGUAAGUUAGUGCUCCAAGUGAACCCAGCUGCCAGGGUUUCUGAACCUGCUGGAAAAGCUGUAUAUUGUAGUUCUAGAUUGUUUCAGAAACUUUACAAUGAAUUCCUGCAUGUAUUGCUACAGCAACCAGAAAUCACAAACACCGGAAACCAACCAACUACCCACCCUUUCAGCUUCUCUUCCAGCUACUGUGUUUGAUUAUCUGCAGGCAAAAGCUUGGAUCUCCUGCAGUGUCCUGGAAUGGCAUGGGUGCAGUGUUACAAAAAAGCCAUCAGAACUUCCAGAAACUGCUUCAAAACACUCAGCCCUUCUCUCUCUUUGGUUUACUGCAAAGGACCCACAGUUGUACCUGAGACAUUUUAGUUUGACCUUUCUGUUCCACAAAGGGCCGUAUGUUCUUCCUAUUUAAGCCAUUCUCUUAUCAGCCAGGUUUUUCAGAGAUUUACAAUGCAAACUCAUUGCAACUGGAAAAACUUGAAGAGAACUGUAGAACUGGUUACUGUUAUGUCUUCAUCAGCCUCCCCGGAUAAGUCAGUCUUAGGACUUUAAGCAUAUAGGAUAUCCUUCUUUUACACUCUAGGUGAAUCACAGUCUGGUUGAAUUCAUCUAAUGAUUGAAACUGAUGACCAGGGCUUUCCCAGAAGCCAAACAAGAAGUACUGUUACUGGUUCAGAGAGAUACCCCUCAUCUCUAGGUUUGGGUAUUGGUCCUCUGUGCCUUGCUAUUCAAGAGAUCACCACUGCCCCUCCUAGCAAGCUCUUAAAAUAUGACUUGUCUGGGUUUGCAAAGACAGAUUAGCAGUGACUUACCCGUGGAGGGAUAACAACAAAGCACCACAUUCUUAAAGUGUUAAGAGCAGUGAUUACCAACAACAGUAUUUAUCACACUGUCCCCAGACCUUCACUGUCAAUACUCCUGACUGAGCUGACAGAGAGUUUUCUGCUGACAAUAAUCCAACGUGGCUGAGCUGCCUUUUCCAAAGGUUGUCACCUGCCAUGGAGUUUUAAAUAUUCCAAAUUAAUUUGCCAGCAUCAGAAUCUCUCUACUCUCUUCACAGGCCUCCCCAAUCUCAGGAAUCACCAGUAUCCGUUUCUCAGAAACCAAGAGUGGGCCUUGUUUGGUCAGACAUUUGUAUGUGGCAUCUUGCAGAGCUCAUGAAUAUAUGCAGAUAAACAGCAUUUCCCUAGAGCUUCAGAUACAGACCCAGAGCACUCAGCUGUAGGGGAGGAUCCUGACAGUUGGUAUAAGUUACUGAAGUUAUAAAUUACUGAACAGUAUUCAACAUGCACUUAAGGAAACUUUGGGCUGGACUCUGAUUUCAUUUACACCAGCUUAAAUCCCAAAGUCUGUUUUUCUGGAGUUACACUGGUAUAAAUGAGAUCAGAAUCUGUCUUUUGGUUAUUUUUUAGCAUAAUGUAUCUAAUUUUCUCCCCCCCCCCCCCCAUUGUCUUAUUCUCCAAAUUCGGGACCUGACCCCGUGAGAAGCCAACCGCACUCCGCUCCCACUGAAAUUAGUGAGGAUUGAGGGUGCUCAGCACUUUGCAGGAUCAGUCCCUCUGUCCUUUCUUUUCAAAAAGCUGCCUUCAUUGCAGUUUGCAAAGGUGCAACCUCCAAACCAUCACCACUGCUGCCUCUUAGAUUGGCCUGCCAGAGGGGCCCAGUUCUGCAAAUACCCUCCCCCUUCCUGCCCAAUGCCAAAAGCUUCUCUCUUGCACCCUUGACAUUUUCAGAUGGCCAGUGGCCCCAAACUCAGAAGUAUUAGGAGCCAUACACAUGAUUGUGGCUACCAGUCUGGUAACCGUAUGGAGAACCUUCAUGCCUUAUUUAUUUAUAAUGGAAAGCAGUUGUUAAAAAAAAAAAAGUAAGCAUCAAGUAGAUUUUCUCAGAGAAUUCACCAUGCUCUUUGUUGCCACUGUCAUGAUACUUGGUGUGUUGAUUAUUAAUGUUCCUUUACCUAAAUCUUUAUACUAGGGGACUUUUGAACCUUUGUCUGUUCUAAAGUCAUCUGUUUGUUGCAUCCGUGUGAAGGGGAUCACUAUCACUUUCAGUUUCAAACACUGUAAACUAUGAACCAGCAUCUCAGUUUAAGUGUACAUCAGAUAAAUAUAUUUAAAAAUGCUUUAUUCUCUUCCUAAAUAAAAAGAAACCCCGGUAUUCUGAAAGCUGAAA
Messenger RNA from Mauremys reevesii (Reeves's turtle), 3777 nucleotides. It is a transcript of the gene CDR2L, whose product is annotated as cerebellar degeneration related protein 2 like. The transcript is spliced from 5 exons. The coding region runs from base 1 to 1425 and encodes 474 amino acids. The record is from RefSeq and is a predicted model, not a curated record. NCBI's taxonomy places the organism in Eukaryota, Metazoa, Chordata, Testudines, Geoemydidae.